AAGUUUUACUCUACUGUUUGGAGCAAGCUGACAGCCAAUGGCUGCCAAGAGAAGUGCCGGGUAUGAAAAUGAAGGGAGGGCACUGGCAGGCAGGCAGACAGGCGGCAAAGAAAGUACAGGAGUACAGGAGGGAACUGUAAAGCAAAUGAAAAGAGAACAAGGGAGGAGGAACAGGAGUAGAAGAUUACAAAUCUUUGUGUCUUGCCCCCAGGGGGCUGAAAUAUAAGACAGUUAAUGAGCACAGCUGGGCUGUUCAGUAAGAAGGGAAGCCAUGCCUUGUAUAGUCCACUCCAGUGCUUCAAGGCAGCCAUCCUAGCAGUGUGCACUAUUGUGUUAGGCAGAAAAAAAAAUGAGAGGCCUUUUGUGUCAGAAGGCCUCAGUAGGGAAGUGAUUUGCAACUUCCUGGGUCUGCCUGCACUGUGCAGUCAGACAGAGAACACACCACUCUGUAUGUCAUUGCCUAUGUGUGUCACAUCUGCAUUUUCUGUGGCCAACAGCGACACCGGGCUUCUCUUCACUCGUGAUGAAGACAGACGUCAGCCUGGCCAAUGAGUACUGAUAUGGAGGCUUGUCUGCUUUCGUAGACGAACAGAAGGAAGCAAGAUGGCUGCCCUUUAGGAUUUGUUAAAGAGAGGAUCCAGAGUGCUUUUUCUGGAAUUCUGCAAGGUGGAGGGACGCAGAAAAAGGUACGGUCAGAGGGCAGCCUUGUGGAUGUGUCCAGGACAAGACAGAUGGAACAGGAACAGGCCAAUCAUGUGGCAGACAAUAGACUGAGUCCGCUAUUGGUAGGGAAUCCCAGUAAAGUACACCAAACCGAAAAAUUCAGCCCCAAAUUGCAAAAUGGAAAUCAAUCACCCGAAACACUCCAACAACUCCAUCGAAUCAAUGGAGAGUACAAAUGGCUCCAAUAUAAAAGUAACCAAGACACGGGUCAAAUGAAGAGACAUCAGGAAAGCUGUUUGAGUCCUAUGGGAAUGCAGAAUCAGUUAGAAAAUCCCCAAUGUUUAGAAAAUGGUGGGAAUAAGCGCUUUUCUAGUGACUCUUCCUUACUGGGAUAUCAUCAGUCUAAAAAGUUAAAAGUGGACUUUGAUCUUAAGAUUGAAGAAAACAAAAUGACAGAGAUGUGGAGUGAGACGAAAGUUGCAGAGACGGAACCUAAGCAAAACACUUUACCAGAUCUCACAAAAUUUUUGGAUUGUCACUGUGACGGUCUGGAGUGCCCUGACCACCUUCAGAAUCAUCAGAAUGAUCACACACUGGAAAAACAAUUUCACUGUUACAACGGUAAUGUUUUCUCCAGAAACAACCAGGUGCCAGAAACCAACGGUGCUACAGUUUUUUCUUCUUCUUCUUGUUCUUCUUCUUCUACAACUACUUCUUACACUUAUUCUUCUUCCAUCAAGGAUGUACAUGAUGAUUUGCUGGAAAAAACACUGUCUCAGUAUUUUCCACAACAUGUUUCCACUGAAUUGCAAAAAUGCAUAUCUCAAGAACAUUUGGGCAAAAGUCCAGCUGAUUUGCAAUGCGAGGCCAAGAAUUCAACUUGUACAUCACAGAUGGACAUUUUACCUCAAACCUCAGUUUCUACGCAGCCACAAGUGCCAGAAACGGUAUCUUUAGAUGUCCAAUCCCCCCGUGUAUGUAAUGCACCAAUUGGUAACAGUAGCAUGAAUGCUUUCCAAGUAGUGUCUCAGCUGUCACAAGGGCAGAAGUCAUAUACUGCCCAAUCCACACCACUUCAUAAGCAGAAUGUGGGCAAUGCAGAGGCACAGAUCCCUCAAAAUAUCUUAUCACCAGGAGCAGAGGGUAAUGUGAAAAUACAAACUGAAUGUUUGAAUAAUGAUCACUUGACGAAGCCAAAUAUGCUUCUCGAUAAGGGGACUUUUCCAGGUUUAAACUCUAGCAACCCAUGUAGUCAAGAUGAGACAACUUUCACAAGUUGUGAAGAUGGAACUGAGAAACCCAUGGAGGAGAUCAUGCAAAUGGAUGAAUCCACAGCUGCUUCAUCUUCUUCAGAUGUACAGCACAGAUUACCAGAGCAUAAAACAAGGGAAGACCAAAAUGCACCUAAACGCAGAGCUGAGUUAGAGUCAUCUGUGCCUCCACCAUUGCAGAACCAUCUACCUCUUCCACAGUUAUCCAUAAAAGAACCAGAAACCCUGGAAUUUGGUCAGCAUGAGCAUGGAGAUAAAGCACUUCAGGGCCUAAUGACCUCCCAAAAGCAAGGAAGGGAAUUAGAAAAUGAAAUCAUAUGCAAAGAAGAAACAGAUGGAAUACUACAGCAGCCACACUCCUAUUCUCAGAUAGAAUGGAUCACACUCAACUCAUCUCAGCCUCAGUCUCAUGAGAGUCUUCACCCAGUCUGGGAAAAUGUAAACUCUGAGUUACAUCAUCCGAAACAAGCACACAGUCAGGAUCAAAGUCAUUUGCAAAAUCCAAAAGUUGAAGAAGCAUUUCAUAUGCAGGCAUUUAGUCCUGUAGGCAUUCAGCAGCAAGACAAGGCAAUCCAGCAAGCGUCACUGACUGAUGCGGCUAAAUGGCACAAAGAGAAUGUAAACCACUCACUGUCAACUUUACUAGAAUCACAGACUCAGCUAAGUACAUGCCAGCAGUAUUUUCAUCCUCAGCCGCAAAAACAGAAUUCGUUCCAACCUCAGCAGGAGCACUUAAGUGAAGAAGUACAAGACAUACAACAUCUGUUACCUUCACAGUUUUUGCAUGAGCAGCCACAUAAUCAAAAUAUUCAACAGCCACAGCAAUAUUUCUCUCAGGAUGCAAAAGACAAGAAAGCUUCCCAGGUGCAACAUCUUGCUCAUCAGCAAUAUGACUACCAACUACUAGAAGCAUACAACAAAUUGAAAUUCUCCUCCAAGGAACCACAUCAUAACCUAUUAGCUAAUGUACCUGAUACAAAUUUACCUGCAAAUCAAUAUCAGCAAGCAGGAUUGCCUAUGAGCAAACAGGCCUGCCAAAAGAACUUGAUGCAGUCAUAUGGAAACAUCAAUGGUGCUAUAAAAGAGGAGCAUUGCCAGUUCAGUAAAAUACAGGAUGGACAGCAAUCCAGGUAUUCUCCACACCCUGGAACCUCAAAGCAAUAUGCAGAGUCACAGCAAAUGCAGAGGUGUAACAUUCAGCCUAGAAAAAUGGCUGGCCAUUCCCCUCCUUCACAGGAAACACUCAAGUCUACACCAGGACAGAGUACACUAAGCUAUCAUGCUUCAAAAGAACAUGUAAUUUCGGAAGUCUAUCCCAAGUCAGAAUUGCGUGAGUCUUGUGCAAAAUUUUCACAAGGACAGCUGCAAAGCUCGGCUCGGCAUGCUGCACUGCGCUGGCACUUGUUGCAAAGGCAAGAGCAGGCUUUCCAGCAGAAUUCAGAAGACUUUCAACGCAUUCUUCAGUCUAUCAAGGUUGAACAAAGCCCACAGUGUGACCGUUCGGUGACAUCACAAGAUAGAGUUCUUGGAAAUUCAUCCAUGAAAAAUAAGAUUAAGCAAGAGUUUCCACAAUCUCAUUGUACUCAGCAGAUACAACAGAAGAGUAUUAUUGCCACAAUGGAACAACAACUUAAACAAUAUCACGUAUCUCCAUUAUUUGAUAAAAAGCCAAUGACCACAAAGUCACCAAAACAAGUAAAAAUAGAAAACUGUGGCCCUAUUACUAUUCUGUCAACUAACACUAACUUGGCAACUGAAGAUGUUAGAGCCUCAACCCAGAAACGGGCCAGUUCUGAGAUUACUCCAACAAAGAAAAGUUCUCAUAACCUUAAUGUUUUUUUAGAGUCUCCCCUAAAGCUGCUGGAUACUCCAAUAAAGAACUUAUUGGAUACACCAAUCAAAACUCAAUAUGAAUUCCCAUCCUGCCAUUGUGUUGAACAAAUCAGUGAGAAGGACGAGGGCCCCUAUUAUACUCACCUUGGGGCAGGGCCAAAUGUUGCAGCUAUCCGAAAAAUAAUAGAAAACAGGUAUGGUGAAUCAGGAAAAGCCAUUAGAAUUGAAAAAGCUGUCUAUACUGGCAAAGAAGGGAAGAGCGCACAAGGAUGUCCAAUUGCUAAGUGGGUAAUCCGCAGGACAAAUAAGGAAGAAAAAAUCCUGAUCCUGGUGCGGGAGCGAGCAGGUCACAGUUGUGAAACUGCAGUUUUAGUGAUCCUUAUUCUUAUAUGGGAAGGAAUAUCCAAUACUCUUGCAGACAGCCUGUACGUCGAGUUGAGUGACACUCUAAGGAAACAUGGUGCUCUUACAAACCGAAGAUGUGCUCUCAAUGAAGAACGAACAUGUGCAUGUCAAGGUCUGGACCCAGAGACCUGUGGUGCUUCAUUUUCUUUUGGCUGUUCCUGGAGCAUGUACUAUAAUGGAUGCAAAUUUGCCAGAAGCAAAUUGCCUAGAAAAUUCAGGCUUCUGGGUGAUGAUCCUAAGGAGGAGGAAAAACUUGAGUCAAGUCUGCAGAAUCUGGCAACUGUAAUGGCCCCCAUUUAUGGAAAGAUGGCCCCUGAUGCUUACAGUAACCAGGUGGAACAUGAGCAAAGGGCAGCAGACUGCAGGCUGGGACUGAAAGAAGGUCGUCCAUUCUCAGGAGUGACAGCAUGCUUAGACUUCUGUGCCCAUGCACACAGAGAUCUGCACAACAUGCAGAGUGGCAGUACACUGGUGUGCACGCUAACCAAGGAGGAUAAUCGAGAUAUUGGUAAAAUCGCAGAGGAUGAACAACUCCAUGUUCUUCCUUUAUACAAAAUCUCUGCAACGGAUGAAUUUGGCAAUGCGGAAGCUCAACAAGAAAAAAUUAAGUCUGGUGCUAUUCAGGUGCUUACCUCGUUUCGUCGGCCAGUCCGAAUGUUAGCUGAGCCUGCAAAGACGUGUCGCCAAAGGAAGCAGGAUGCCAGGAGGGCGGCAGCAGCAGCAAAACUUUCACACUCUGAUACACCAAACAGCAAAUCAGAAAAGAAUAACAAUACAAAAGUGAAAGAAGGCACUUAUGACAAUGUCCAAAGCACAGGUACAAGCUCUCAUGCAGCUCAACUUUCUGCUGGAAACAUGCGGGCCAAUUUCCAAAGCCCUGGAUUAUCUAAUCAACAGUCGAAGAACCUGAUUCCAGGCUCUCCACACCUCUCAAAUUAUCCAAGAUUUCCAUCCACAUCCAGUUCAUACUCAAAUACGUCGGAAUCUUUAGCUUCUUAUCCGUGUUCCUCAACUCCAGGAAAUUUGACCGCAAAUUCUUUGUCAGUGCACAAUUCUUUUCUAAAUGGAUCCACUCCCACCAAGCAUAGUUCCAAUUCAGUGAAUCCCACUAGCCAUUAUCCUGGCUAUCAAUGUAAUGGAAGUAUAUCUGUAGACAAUUAUCUGUCAGCUGUUAGCUCAUUCAAUUCAAAUUCUCAAAAAAUCGAAACAUUUCAGCAUCAAAAUCCAGAAACUCUUAGCAAGCUAGGGAUGCCACAAGUUCAGGCCUUUUAUCCUCAGCAUCAAUAUGGAAGCCAUCAAACCUAUCGAGUUGGUUACCAUCAUCCGUAUGGAGAACAUGACAUGCAGGUCAAUGGUUAUAGCAACUAUAGCAUGAAGAAUAGUGUCCACCAGAUGGGGCGUUACUCAUCUUUUGCUCCGAAUUCCCAAGUCAAUGCACACUUUUUGGAAUGUAUUCCUCGCUCGUCAUCUGUCCAUCCAAGCCUUGACUACACAGCUGGUAGCAAAGCUGGCCAGUAUGCCAAUUAUCCAAAUCCAUACCUAGUUCAUGAACAAAACCCUGCAGUCUUUGAUAGGAAUCCUGAUUCUUUUCAUACACAAAGUAGAAAUGAACUUCUUUUUAAAGGAUCAAAUGGAUUUUCUAAAAUGCUUCCAUCUCUUGCACCUGAGCCUGGUACUCCCUCCAAUUCAAGUUACAGACAAGUAAAUGGAGAUGUACAAAAUGGCACAGCCCCCUCAGCUGCUGUGGAAAAUCACAAAGAAGUGGAUGAGGAUGUUUGGUCAGACAGUGAGCACAACUUCCUGGAUCCUGAAAUUGGGGGAGUCGCAGUUGCCCCAAGCCAUGGCUCAAUCCUGAUUGAAUGUGCCAAAAGAGAACUUCACGCAACCACCCCAAUUAAAAAGCCUGACAGAAACCACCCUACCAGAAUCUCUCUAGUCUUCUACCAGCAUAAAAGCAUGAACGAGGCAAAACAUGGACUGGCUCUGUGGGAAGCAAAGGUGGCCGAAAAAGCCAGAGAGAAAGAAGAAGAGUUAGAAAAGCAUGGUUCUGACAACGUCCCUAACAAACACAAUGGCAGAAAGGUGAAACGAGAGCAUUCGGAUCUCCAUGAGCACUCCGAGCCACCAUAUAAACGUUUUGUUCAAAUGCUAGCACAACAGUCGAUGUCCCUGACCACUGACUCCAUUACUACUACAGCUCCAUAUGCCUUCACCAGAGUCACAGGGCCUUAUAACCGAUACAUUUAGCAUCAUAUUCAGGUCUUUCUUUCAUAUUUCCACAGUCUAGGGCUACAGUUACCGGCACUAAAACAUAUAAAACCUCAUUACAAAAAAACCUCCUACUUAACUCUACAUAAAGUUUGUUCUAAGCUAGUAACUGGGAUAAACUCAAAGUGAUCCUAUGCAAAGAUCUGGGUUCUAUACAAGAGAAUUACUGUACCUAUACAAUUGUACAUAGCCGUGAUCAUCACUGCUAGAGCUUUACAAACUGUGGUGUGGAGCAUUACAGUAUUUUUUUUUUCCUCAAAACUCACUCUGGUGCUGAACGUCCAAUAUCAUCAGGACCGCUACUGGAAAUAAAUUUAAUUUAAUUGCUUUUUUUGUAAUUUCUAAAUUUAUUUAUCAUUAUCUUUUGAUAUAACUAUUUUAUGUACACAGCUAGGGAAAAAUGAAAAAGCUUGAUUUUGGGUUAUUUAAUGUCUUGGUGCUAUAAAGGAAAAAAUAAUCACUUGCUCUAAAAUUUCCGCUAUAUUAUGAGGAUUCUGAUUUUAUGUUAAGCGCUCAGGCUAAGGAGCCAUUUAACUCACCCUGAGAAGAAUUAGUUCCAAAUGAGAAUGUCUACAUCUGAAAUGUAGACGGGAUGAAGACAUCUGGAUGGUAUUUUAGUUUUAACGAUGAACUGUAGGGGAUGUUUUAAUACUGGUCUUUUUGAAGCACUUUGCUUAUUUAAAUGGAAAAUGAUUUGAAGGAGCAAAAGCACCUUCACAUUUUAGGAAUUUACUGUAACUUGUGUGAUGUAAGGAAGACAUCACAAUACAUCAGAUCUAUGGUUCAGCCAUAAUGGUGCUGGUGUGCUCUGUUUUAAAUUAAAAGCAAUUAGGUACAGUUCAGUGGGAUCUUACUGGAUAAUCUUGUUUUUUGUCAAUUCUGGUGCUUUUAAAACUGAUAAGUUAAAGGUGCAGAAACUAAUAACCAGCAUUUUUAAAUGUGUUUCACAUGCUGUGAAAUUUUAAGGAAAAUAAAAUCAGUGGAUCAUGAGUUAAACAAUAUUAAAAUGGAUAAAUACAGAUGACUGUUGUCAGUCUAAACAUAUUCUGUUACAAAAAAAGCCAGAAAGCGCUUUUACUAAAUCAUGGAGGAUGCAACUAGGAUGAGGUGUAUGUUAACAGUCGGGUUAACGGGAUGAAGGGCAGCUGUGGAGGUUUAAAGUCAUUGUAAUGUAAUUGUAUAAAAUAGUAAAUAAAGAGUUGUACAGUAAAUUAAAUUGGAUUUUUAUACCUGAAGCUUUAGAAGUAAUUACUGUAUAAAAUCUAAUACUUGUUUUUGGUUUGAGCUGAUUUUAUUUCAAAAUGGUGCUAUAUGACCUUUUGUUAUAUAUGUCUAAUGUGAGUUUUUAUGUGCGGCAAGAAGGGUUUUAAGAAAUGUUCCUUGUUGUCAUAUACCUCAGCACUAUCUUGGCAAUAGGAUUGAGACAUAACAGUAUAGUUUUUAUUACUUUUUUUUUUAUUUUAUUUUUUUUUUUUACAGUUUUAUAUGUCAUCAUGGUAACAUUAAGAAAAAAAAGCCUUGAAGCAACAGUGAACUUAAAUGGUAAUUUGCAUACUUGAUGUAUCAACAAGUAUAACUUGAAAGAUGAAAUUUGAUUUUAAUUUAACGUGUUUCAAAAUCAGGGAAAAUGCAGCUCAUAUUUUCCACAAACCAGCAUUGCCUGUCUUCAUGUGUCAGCUUUUUACUUUUUAUUUUCUGGUUUAUUUUUUACAUAUUGUAUUGUUUUCUUUGGGAUUUGUUAUUAAAUACUAGCUUAACUUUAACAUUUGUAAUAUUAACUAAGUUUUUAAGUAAUAUGUUUUGAAAUAUUUGUGUGUUUGUGUGUAUGUAUAUACAUACAUAUAUGUAUAUUUACCUGUAUAUUUAUCUGUCUGUGUCCACACAAACACACACACACACGCGUGUAUGUGUAUAUAUAUAUAUAUAUAUAUAUAUAUAUAUACAUACAUUUGUAAAUUUAUAUAUGCCAUAUAUAUAAUCCUGUUCUCAGACAUUGUCCACGUGGAGUUUACAUACCCCAUCCCAUGUCAGCCUGAGUUUUCAAACCCAGGCACUCACACCCCCAAAUUCAAGCAGGUUAGAAUGACUGGUAAUUUCAAAUUGACCCAGUCUGAGUGUAGGUAUGUGUGUAACUUGGCACUGCAACAGACUGGUGCCCUGUCCAAGGCCGUUUUCUUCCUUGUACCUAGUGCUGCCGGGAAAGCCUGUGGACCAACAUCACAUUGAAUUGGUUUACAUUGGAUGGCACAUUUUUAAAAUAUUAUCUAAUGUAUUUAUAUACACAGUAUAUAUAUAUAUAUAUAUAUAUAUAUAUAUAUAUAUAUACAGUAUAUAUGUGUAUGUACAAAUACACAAACAAAAGCUCAUAUAGAAAUGAAUAUAUGUAUAUUGUGUUGAGUUACUUUCUUAAAAUGCAAUUCAAUAAAUGAACAAUCAAUUGUUUAUCAGAUUUAUUUUGUUAUGGUGAUGCAGUAGUUGGCUCACCCCACUUCAGCAGGCCUGGUUUAAAUCCCAGCUUGGUUGCUCUCUGUGUGGACUUUGCACAUUCUCCUAGUGUCUGUGUGACACUUUCACCGGGUACUCCAGUUUUCCUUUUAUGUUCCAAAUUUGCGCACCUUCAGUUAACCGAGGAAUUGAAAUUGGCCUGGAAUGAGUAACUAGGUACAGAAAUGUGCCAUGCCUUGUGUCAGUUGCUGAAAUAAUAAACUGUAGCUCCCUGCGAUCAUGAAUUUAGAUUAAACAGGUUUCAUGAUGGAUAGAAGCUGCGUUAAACAGCCUAACCUGUUGACAAAAUUGUUCAUCUAUUGAAAUACAAAUAAUGUUAAAAACUAUAUAAAUUUAUGUAUACUGUAAAAACUGAACUAAAGUUGCCAGCAGCUCCUGUUUUAAUCUUAAAUGAAAGUAAAAUUAUGCACUGAGCGGAGUAAAGGUAUAAAUCAUUGAUGUGAUAAACAGCAAUACCAUACAUGUCCUCGUCUUAAAGAAAUUCAUCUAAACAAUUAAAAUGUGUCAAUUAUCAAAUUUUUUCAUCUUAUGAGAAACUGGCUUAUUUAGCUGUGACCAAUUAACAAUUGAGCUUAAUGGGUUUGAUUGGGGGACACUAAUUCUUUCUUUAAAGUACUGCCCCUGUUGCGUAAAGCACUUCAUUACUUUUCACUUGUAAUUUAAGAAUUAGACCAGAACAGACCAGAAACUCCUAGUUUACUUUAGAGGACAAAAGAGAAAAAAAAAUAUUUAAAAGAACAGCUGAGAAAUCUUGCAAAAUGUAUUUUAGGUAACCAUGAAAUAGCCCACUUUUGUUAAUGAACUAAAAUUUUCUAUGUGAUAAAUUUAUAUCCUGUUACCAAAAUCUUUAAGUUCCAACAGCAGAUUCAUUAUUUGUUUUUAUUAGUUUUCAAAGAAAGUAAUUUCCAGUCAUUUUUCCUGAUACUAAUAAUGUUUGGCAAAUUUUUCUACUGUAUAAACAAAAUAUUUUGAUACGGCAUUCCCCAAGGAUAUUGGAUGUAUGACUGAGUAAUGAUCUGCUCCAUUCAAAAGAAUACAAUAAAUACUGUGUACAGAGGUCAUGAGACAGAAUAGAUGGGGAUGGUGUAGAGUAGACUACCGGACGCAGCAUCAGGAGCAGGUGGGGAGUCUGUCUAGCACGAUAUAUCGGGUAAAUUACAGCCAUACUUGAAGAUGCUUCUGAACGGUGUUUGCAUUACUUGAAUGAAUUUUAUUUACGCUCAAUUGAUGUACAUUUGUAUACAGCUAACUUGUAAAGCUAACAGACCUGUGUAUACUUACAUAUUGGUUUUAACAAUUUGACACUAAAUAAAUCUAGCUGUUUAAUCUCACUGCUUUUAUUAUUUUUUAAGGAAAAAAAAAUACUUCGCUUCUGUAAUUUCCACAAUGUCUGGUUUGUUAAAACAACUGAGGGUGGAUAUAAAUACUGUAAGUAUUGUAAUGUACUGAAUGCAGUUUAUUUGAAAGCUGUUAAUUAUAUCAUUCCUGAUAUUGCUGAGAUGUGGGUGUUUUUAAUAAAAUUUCUAUUUAUUUAAAGCA
Messenger RNA from Erpetoichthys calabaricus (reedfish), 10484 nucleotides. It is a transcript of the gene tet2, whose product is annotated as tet methylcytosine dioxygenase 2. NCBI's taxonomy places the organism in Eukaryota, Metazoa, Chordata, Cladistia, Polypteriformes, Polypteridae. The coding region runs from base 732 to 6419 and encodes 1895 amino acids. Gene Ontology annotation, cellular component: nucleus. The transcript is spliced from 10 exons. The record is from RefSeq and is a predicted model, not a curated record. Gene Ontology annotation, molecular function: DNA 5-methylcytosine dioxygenase activity. Gene Ontology annotation, biological process: oxidative demethylation; myeloid cell differentiation; positive regulation of transcription by RNA polymerase II.